CAGCAAUCGAAAAUCCUAGUGUAAAUCAUUUUCAAUCAUUUCUCACUUUUUUGUUUUUUUAAAUUUAACAUUUCCGAAAAGGGAAAAUGAACAAAGAAACGGUCUAUACACCAUAACCAUAACUAAGAAUCCGAUCUAAGAUCCUUAGCUAGAAAUCACAGCAAAAUAGUAAAAAAGUUAGGAGAAGUUCUAUUCAUGCAAACAAUUAGGGUUUUCUUUUAUCUGGUGUAGGAAAUGGCACUGAGUAAUGUAACUUUGGCCCCAAUUACUCCUUCUUCUUGUUGUUGUUGUUUCUUCUUCACUCGAAGCUCCAAUUACAGUGAGCUUUUAGGAUUCGAAACCCUAACCAAGUCAAACGGAUGUCUUUUUCCCACUGUGAGAAACCGCUGGAGAUCCGGCGCUAUCGACACUCGUAUCGGCAUUGUCGAGAAAGCGCCGGUUUCACCUUCUUCCUCCUCGCGUACCGCGACCAUUGUCGGAAACGCGGCCGUUGAUAUCCCGGUUAGUUGUUACCAGCUGAUCGGCGUUUCAAGUCAAGCUGAGAAAGACGAGAUUGUGAAAUCGGUGAUGAAUUUAAAGAGCGCUGAGGUCGACGAUGGCUACACUAUGGAUGUCAUCGUUUCUCGUCAGGAAGUUUUGAUGGAUGCGAGGGAUAAGCUACUUUUCGAAACAGAAUACGCUGGAAAUGUGAAAGAAAAGAUUCCACCUCAAUCUUCACUUCGAAUUCCAUGGCGCUGGUUGCCUGCUGCUCUUUGCCUUCUUCAAGAGGUUGGAGAAGAGGAGCUGGUUCUUGAAAUUGGGAGCGCAGCUGUUCAGCGUCCUGAUGCUAAGCCAUAUAUUCAUGAUUUGCUUCUAUCAAUGGCACUAGCUGAGUGUUCAAUUGCAAAGAUUGGUUUUGAAAAGAACAAGGUAUCUGAAGGAUUUGAAGCUCUUGCUCGUGCUCAGUGUCUUCUCAGGAGUACAAAAUCUCUUCGACAAAUGACAUUGUUAUCUCAGAUAGAAGAAUCUUUGGAGGAGCUUGCACCUGCAUGCACAUUGGAAUUAUUAGGCUUGCCCCAAUCACCUGAAAAUGCUGACAAGCGAAGAGGAGCAAUUGCAGCCCUGCGUGAACUGCUUCGACAGGGGCUUGAUGUGGAAACAUCUUGCCAGGUCCAAGAUUGGUCAGGCUUCUUGAGCCAAGCACUUAAUAGGCUGUUGGCCUCAGAAGUAGUUGAUAUUCUUCCCUGGGAUAAUUUAGCAAUUGCAAGAAAGAAUAAGAAAUCAAUUGAAUCACAGAAUCAAAGGGUUGUAAUUGAUUUUACCUGUUUCUACAUCGCCUUGAUUGCUCAUAUUGCUCUUGGAUUUUCUAGCAGGCAAAAUGACUUGAUUAUCAAAGCAAAAACUAUAUGUGAGUGUUUGAUAACAUCUGAGGGUAAUGAUCUCAAGCUUGAGGUGGCUUUCUGCUUGUUCCUUCUUGGACAGGGAAGUGAGCCUGAGGUUAUUGAAAAGCUUCAACAGCUUGAAUCAACUUCAAAUCCUGCUCCACAAAAUUCUAUCACAGGAAAGGAGAUACGAGGCACUUCUAGUACAAAUUCACUAUUGGAAAUGUGGCUGAAGGAUGCUGUGCUUUCUCUGUUUUCUGAUACAAGAGAUUGUUCUCAAUCUUUGGCCAACUAUUUUGGUGCUGAAAGAAAAGCUCCUGAGAGCAAGAAAAGUAAGGGAGCCCCUCAGACCAUGCCUAAUCUAGGCCAUAAAUCACUAUCUACUGCUCUUGCAUCAGAGAGAAGAGAUUUUGAGGAUUGUUUUCCCCAUAUGAAAUCUUCUCUACAUAUUGUGUCAGCUGUUAAACAAUUAGCACCAAGCGAUUUGCCGAGCCCUUUGUUAACGGGUGACAAUAGCAGUGGGAGCAAUGGAAGUGCAUCGUCUGUUCAAUUGAAAAGAAAAUUAGGAGUAAACCAGAAUAAAGCUUGGGAAAGCUGGUUGUCCCAGAGGAAUGUGACUGAAAGGGUAACUUUUCUUAUUGUAUUAGGGUGCAUUUUUUUCACUAGCUUUAAGCUAUCAGGAAUGAGAUUAAGUGGGGUCAGGCGGAUGUCAGUAUGGGCCUCCAAUAAACCACACAUGAGCACAAGUUCCCUUACCUGUAAAGGACAUUCUUCCUUGGAUUACAGUGUAGGCUCUUCUCAUAUCAAGGAAAGUGGCAUCGGUGGUGGGAUAAAGAAACUCUUGGAAUUGGCUAAGGUUCAAUUCAGGAACCCUUCAGAUGCUAGGAUUUCACAAAGUUCCUGCCUUCCUGCUAGUCUUUCAACCUCCAUCAUGGCAGUGGACAAGAAGCAAAUGUCUGCGGAAGAAGCUGAAGCUCUUGUCAGGCAUUGGCAAGCAAUUAAAGCUGAAGCUCUGGGACCAAACCAUCAAGUUCAUAUCCUCUCUGAAGCCCUUGACGAGUCAAUGUUAAUUCAGUGGCAAACUUUGGCUGAUACAGCAAAAGCUAGAUGUUGUUAUUGGAGAUUUGUUUUGCUUCAAUUGACCAUUCUGCGAGCAGACAUUCUGUUGGAUAUAAACAAGAGGGAGAUGGCUGAAAUUGAGGCUCUCAUAGAGGAAGCAGCAGAGCUUGUUGAUGAGUCUCAGGCAAAGAAUCCUAAUUACUACAGCACCUACAAAAUCUGCUAUAUUCUAAGAAGGCAAGAUGAUGGAUCAUGGAAAUUUUGUGUAGGUGACAUUGUAAUGCCAUCAUGACACAGCAUUCUGGAACAUGUAUAACAAACCACGAUCAGUCGACCGGUAAUUGUCUCCUAACUUAGCUUCUAGUCUGGAACCUUUGGCCGAACGAUGAAACCUGGGAAUGUAGAAGCAGAUCUCCAAGGCAGUGCUGUGAUUGGAUUUUUAAUUUGGUCAGCCAUACGUGAUAGGUUAUAAUUUUAGCCAUUGCCUGAUUCUAACGUAUGACUGCUUGUAAAUGUCCAGAAACCUUUGAGUACCUAAUUUCAAUUUUUUCAUUGUGAAUGCGAGUUUGACAGACUCGGGGUUAUAUAAUGGAUGUAUGCAUCUUUUAAUGAAAAUAGAUGUGACAGUGGCACAACUUAGACUAGCCUAACG
Molecule: messenger RNA, 3072 nt
Organism: Durio zibethinus
Lineage: Eukaryota; Viridiplantae; Streptophyta; Magnoliopsida; Malvales; Malvaceae
Product: plastid division protein CDP1, chloroplastic-like
Biological process (GO): chloroplast fission
Cellular component (GO): chloroplast inner membrane
Source: RefSeq, a predicted model, not a curated record